Molecule: messenger RNA, 240 nt
Organism: Cotesia congregata
Lineage: Eukaryota; Metazoa; Arthropoda; Insecta; Hymenoptera; Braconidae
Source: the annotation of a GenBank genome assembly
AAGACAGCAAUGACAGAUGACGAAUUCGAUCGAAAAAGUUCAGAUCAUAAUAAUGAAGCAAGUAUACUACAAUUAUCUCAAGAGAUGCAGGAACAAAAUUUUGAUAGUAUUCGUUUCGCAUCAUAUAGAACGGCGUGCAAACUUCGAUUUAUUCAAAAAAAAGUUCACCUUGAAAUCGGAUGUAAAUGUUCGACAAACUACAAAGAAAUAAGAUAUGUUAUGGUCCUUAAGCAAAUAUAG